AUGUCCAUCGUCGUCCAGCACGACGAAGAACAAAAAGAAGAAAAACUCAUUCCACCACACCACCGCUACCGAUUUCUCGUCUCGCCAUAUCUAGCUAGUUCUUGCGCGGAAGUUCACAACACAAAUUCAACUUACCUGCCUCCUAAGACGAAAGAAGAAAUGGAGGAAGAUUUCCAGCCAGCAGGAACAUGCCCCGCAUGUUGCUCCAAUGCCAGCCAACGGAUAAUUGUCAUUGGUCGCCUGUCUCCUGAGAAGGCUCCUGUUUGCUUUCGGCUGGCGGGACACGACAACAGCGAACACAAAGCGGCCAAUAACGCAAUCAAUGUAGACGAGAGCGGGGACAAAACUCAAGGUGCUGGGGUGCCACGUUGGGACGCAGUACCUCUCCUGCCGCGGAACGAGCUGUGCGUGCCCAGUCGAUCCGUUAGUUAUGCUACAUGUACCAUGGCCAAGGACGAGCGAAACCGCUUGGAAGAGCCUCCCGCUGCCCAGCGUUUAGUGAGGCAACAUGUCUUGUAA
Seminavis robusta is the source of this 519-nucleotide messenger RNA. NCBI's taxonomy places the organism in Eukaryota, Bacillariophyta, Bacillariophyceae, Naviculales, Naviculaceae. The record is from the annotation of a GenBank genome assembly.